Messenger RNA from Zerene cesonia (dogface butterfly), 5382 nucleotides. Its product is annotated as leucine-rich repeats and immunoglobulin-like domains protein 3. Gene Ontology annotation, molecular function: protein binding. Bases 238 to 2916 code for a protein of 892 amino acids. Lineage: Eukaryota; Metazoa; Arthropoda; Insecta; Lepidoptera; Pieridae. The record is from RefSeq and is a predicted model, not a curated record. The transcript has a single exon.
UAUCGUCUUUGUCAUUAAAGAAAAUGGCGGCCGUGUUAAGAGCUGUAAAUAAUGAGUGGUGUUGUUUUUCUGUGUUUUGUUUGCGUAUUAGUGACAAAAUGUAAUGCAUUAGUAAAGUGCUAUUAAGCGGACUUUUGUGGGAACUCUAAGUGUAAACAUAUUUUUGUUGGAAUUAUGUAAGAACAAGAACAAAACAUCGGUUGCAUUCAAUGAAUCGAGCUUCUUCGAUGCAUAAAAAUGGGAGUCUCCCAUAUAUUACGCCUUGUGACGACGAUUUUGAUGUUAUUGCGAUGUUUUACACUCGCUGAAAAUAAUGAAUGCCCUCAAAAAUGUGACUGCUUGAAACAGUAUGUGGAUUGUUCAAAAAAAAAUUUGGUAUUCGUGCCAAGAAUUCCUAAGUGGGUGGAACAACUGGACUUAAGCUACAAUAAGUUGAAUGAAGGCGUCACUGAAGGAUUGGAUAAGUUAAUAUCACUAAAGAUAUUAAAACUCGACAAAAAUGCGAUACAACGCAUUCCGAGUUUUAUUGAUCAACAUCAAAUACAAGAAGUUAGUCUAAACAGAAAUAGCAUCAUGUCAAUAGACAUCGGUCGAUUUCCGGCAAAUAGUUCAAUGAGAACAUUGAGUUUAAAUAGUAAUCAUAUUAAAGUGAUUCACGAUGGAGCUCUAAACAAUUUAACUAACCUUAUCACUUUAAAAUUGAACAAAAAUGAAAUAUUAUCAUUACCUAAUCAUUUAUUUAUGUAUCAAUCUAAUUUGAAGACAUUGGAACUCAAUCAUAAUAAACUUCAUGUUAUCAACGGCCUACUUUUUCAAGGACUCUCUAAUUUAACUGUUUUGAAAAUCAAAUACAAUAAUAUAGAAAACAUCAUGGAUGGUGCCUUUUUCGGGUUUAAAUCUGUGAAUUUACUACAAUUGGAUCACAAUAAAAUUAAAAGUAUAUCUAAAGGUUGGAUGUAUGGCCUUGAAUCUUUAACAACAUUAUCAUUGUCUAAUAAUUUAAUAUCACACAUUGAUAUUGGUUCCUGGGAGCUGUGUACAAAUUUAGAGGUCUUAGAUUUAUCUCAUAAUUAUAUAAUAGAAAUAGAAGGCCGUACUUUCCAACACCUUAACAAUCUCCAUACAUUAAAUUUAAGUAGCAACAAUAUAUCAUCAAUAUCACAGGAAGCUUUCAGUCAUAUUAUACAAUUACAGUCUCUUUACUUGAACAACAACAAAAUAUCAUGGACUGUUGAAGACAUGUCAGGACCAUUUUCAAAAUUAACAAAUUUAAUAACUUUUAGUUUAUCGGCUAAUCAUAUUAAAUCAAUAAGCUCUAGAGCAUUUGAAGGCUUAACAAAUGUUGUGGAAUUGGAUCUAAGAAACAAUAAUAUUACAUCGAUACAACAGCAUGCAUUUGAUUCUAUGACAAAAAUAAGAAAACUCCAUUUUAACACUUCAUCUCUGCUUUGUGAUUGUAAUAUUCUAUGGAUGGUUAAAUGGAUUAGAGAAAAAUUAGAUUCAAAAUUUGUCACUGCUACAUGUGCAUACCCAGCUGAAGUGCGCGGUACACUAAUAUCUAAACUUAGAGAAGAAAAUUGUGGUGAUUCACCUAAACCUAAAAUUGUGGAACAUCCAAAAUCACAUUUAGCGAUUAAGAAUCGCUCUGCAAACUUAGUGUGUUCAGCUACUUCAAAUCCUUUCAGCAAUAUGACUUUUUUAUGGAGAAAAAAUAAUGGCAAUGUUAGUAACCCUGUGGUCUAUGAAAAUGUUACUUUAACUAAUAAAGGACAGCAAGCUACAUCUGUAUUAAUGAUUCCUGAUGUAUCGCAUUCAGAUUCUGGAAAAUAUCAGUGUGUGGUAAGCAAUAAGUUUGGAACAACUUAUUCUUCAAAAGCCAAAAUGAAUAUUGUGACAUUUCCACGUUUUUUGAAAACACCCACAAAUGUUACAGUGAAAACUGGUGAAACUGUUACAUUGAAUUGUGCUGCUACAGGUGAUCCUCCACCAGAAAUAUCAUGGAAGAAAGAUGGUGGCAAUGAUUUUCCAGCAGCUAGAGAGAGGAGGAUGAAUGUUAUGCCAACAGAUCAUUUGUUCUUCAUAGUAAAUGCAAAAACUACAGAUAUGGGCAUAUACAGCUGUGCAGCAAAAAAUCCAGCUGGAACUAUCAUAGCAAAUGCAACAUUGACUGUGCUGCAGGAACCUUCUUUUAUAAGAGUACUAGAGAAUAAAGAGGUGACAAGUGGUGAAUCAGUUGUCCUACAGUGCAUGGUCCAAGGGUCUCCUACACCAGUAUUAAAAUGGUUUAAAGAUGGAACUCCUAUUGCACCAUCUGAACGUCAUUAUCUUACUGGUAAUGAUCAAUUGUUAAUUAUCAUUGGUGCCAAGUCUAGUGAUGCUGGUCAUUAUGAGUGUGAAAUAACAAAUGACUUGGGAACCAAAAAAGAUAUGAUAGAAUUGAAAGUAUUACCACCUGUUGCUAUUAUGGUUAAAGAGGAAAAUAUGACAGGUAUAAUUGUAAUAACGGUAGUAUGCUGUGCAGUCGGCACAUCAAUAAUUUGGGUUGUUAUAAUUUAUCACACCCGCAGACGUAUGGCAGGUGCUGUACGUAACUAUCCCACCGAAAGUGUGAAAAUGACACAAGUAGUGCAUAGUGACAGUGACUCGCCUCAUAUGUUCCCAGAUAAUAUAUCUGAACAUUCUUCUUGUAAGGAUAGUGGUACAGGUGACUCUGCAAAACAAACUAGUUUUGAUGGUGUGCCCACUGAUAGGAGUGAACAAGUGCAUUUUGAGACUGCUUUAUGUCAUAGUUAUUCCCCAGUGCCAGAAGCACAUAAGCUUCUACCUUCUUCCUUCAAACCGUCUAUUCAAGUGUGUGUAAAUACAUGUGUUACACCUGCUACUUAUAGUUUUUCUAGUCACAGUGGUAAUGUUUAAGUAUAUUAUGAUGUAUUUGUAUUAAAUUUUUAAUGAAUAUUGUUGUUAAAAACAUUGCAUUUUCACUAACUGUAUGCCAAUAUUUAUUCAUAGUUAUAAUUGUUACCUUUUUAUCUAUCUAUCAUAUAUAUUAUAUAUUAACAUAUAUAUACUAUUAUAACAAAGUGAAACUUAUGCAGUGCCUCAGUAUUUGUUGUUAGUGGAAAAGCAUUGUUCAUUAAUGUUUUAUAUACAUUUAUUUUAGUACAAAAUGUAAUAAACUUGCCAGUAUUGGUUUGAUGUAAAGACUGAAUGUCAUUCAUGUGUUUGUUUGAAUCUUGUUAUUUUCGUAUCUUUAUACUUAGGCAAUAAGUAAAUAUAAUUAGAAACUAGUUAAUAAGAUUUAUUCUAAUUUACAUAGUGUUAUUGUCAUUUGCCUUUAAUUUCAACUUUCAUGUGAUUGUAUGGUAGCUAAAUUGAAUUAAUGUUUGUUUUGAUGAAUUGUAUUAACAAUUUUUUUUUACUUGAUUUCCGUUCUUGAGCCUCUUUUGCAGUGCAGCUUUUUAAAAUAAUUUUUAUAUUGCCUAUAACAAAUAAUAUAACCAAGUAACAAUAAUUGAUAGACUUGAUUAAGAUAAGGAAUGUUAGGCUUAGAAAUUAUUUAAUUAGAGAAGUGCUGAGAUUAUACAAUGCAUAUUGACACAACUAGAAACUCAAAUGUAAAUUUCAAAUGUAAACAAAUUGUUGUAGUUACUAAUAACAUCAUAAUACAAAAAAAAAAUAGUACUGAUUUCAAUUUGCCUCAAACCUUAACACUUGUAACAUUCACUUUAACCAUUUAAAUGAAUGUUUUUAUUAUGAUGAAUAAUAUAAGACUGUUUUACUGCUUACACAUGUAAAAUUUAAAAUGUAAUGAGCUUACUAUGUAUGUAAUACCCAUUAACUGUUGCCUAUUCUUUCAAUUGAUAUAUAAUAAAAUUACCAUAAUGUCUUAUCUUUAGUUGUAAAAUAUAAAUAUGAGGUUAUUGAUUAGAUAAUAUUUAUUGUACAUAAUAAUUUGCAAACAUGAUCACAACAGUUGAAAAUAAAAUUAUUUAUACCAUUAACAGUAGCUAGAAUUCACUUGAAUUCUUAAAAAGACUUAAUUUUCCUUUGAAUGGUACCUACAUACUUUAUGUAAUAUGUAACAGAAACUUUCUUAAACUGGAUGUUCUCGAGGUCCAAAGCAAUUGUUUUAUGUAAAAGCUAUUGAAAUUUAAACUCGUUAUUCUUUUGUUGAAAAUUCAGUUUAUUAUAAUUACGUUGCGUGCGAUAUUAUUCGAUUAUUUCCAUUCAUUUGUUAUGCUGCUUUUUGUUUAUUCAUAGCCGUUUGUCUCUCUUCUGGAUAAAAUAAAAAGAAGAGAUAUAUGUAGUUUCAUUAUAAUAAUAAAUAUGUAACGCUAAAAAACACUUAAUGAGUGAAAUAAUAUCUCCCAACGCGUUGUAAUUGCAUUUAAAAAUAUUCAUAUCGCGAAAUUUGUGUUAUGGAUCUAAUGAAUACGCUGACGACGCGUUCUGAAAUUCAUAGAAAGACCAUAAAGAGAAAUUCGUGUCAUUAUUGAAAUGCUAUUCCACCACGACCCACGUAGAAUAGGCAUACUUGAAGCAAUUUUAAAUUGUCAUAUAAAAAGCUAAAGUUCCUUAUAAUAUUUUUGGUAGGUAGUGUAAGUAUAAAAAAUAAGCGAGGAGUCAAGAGACGAAUGUGUUAGGAUAACUCCGACCAACCGCAUCAGCCGAGAGUAUGCCAGAAUCAAUAUUUUAUGUAUUUUAAUUUAUUUGAACUAUUAAAGGCCAGCUUGUCGCAUUAUGGUAAGCUAAUUUAAGAAUGCGUCAUGUCCUUUCUUCAUUGCCGCUGUCUGUGGUAUUUCAUGCUUGAUGCAACGCAUCGUGAGCGUUAUCUCUAGAGCCAUAACACGAAUUUCGCGAUCUGGGUCUUUUACCGUGACUCUACGUGUAGUGAGGUAUUUCUAGGUCUUUGAGAGUAACUUGAAUAAAAUAUUUACAGUGCAUUCUCCCAUCACUCAUAAUUGUGAAGUUAACUGGAUAGUUCUGCCAAUAAGUCUGCUUCCUUUAGUCAAAUGCUUUACAGAGGAUUUUCACCUUGAUGUAUAUUUUAUUCGUCGAAACACUUCAGCAUGUGUUAUGUUGUUUGUAUAGUGUUUAAUUUUCAAAGUAUGUAUGGGCCUAAAAAAAUAACAUUACAAAGUAAAUAUGGUGCCUAUUGUAUACCACGAAAUCUGCAACGAAAAAAGAUCUAAAUCCAUAUAUAUUCUAAUGUAAACUACUUAACUUUCUGUAAAUGUUUAUUCUAAUGAUUAUUGCUUGAACAGUCGUCUUCAAGAUGCUUGGUACCUUUCUACAACCCUCUCAUGUAAAUAUAAAAUGGUAACAUAUUAGUAACAUACUGCUAUUUAUACCUACUUUAUAGAAUAAAAUAUUUUAAGCAAU